GCAGCGCAGCACCGCGGCGAACUUUCGCUGUGACACAUCGCUGUGGAGUAUGUGUGCAACAUGAUUUUGUGUCCCGUUGGCUGUGCUGGAAGUCAUGGCAGGUCCUGAGCUGCUAAAAACGCUUCUGUAUACCGUCAAUAAUCUGCUGCAACAGGAGAAAUACAAAGCGGCAUUGGCAGUUGUGAAAGGUCUCAGAAAUGGCGCCGUAUACGGGGCCAAAAUCAGAGCACCACAUGCCCUGGUUAUGACAUUUCUAUUCAGAAGUGACAGUUUGAAGGACAAGCUCAAAGCCAUUUUGAAGGCCACUUACACCCAUUCCCGCAACCUUGCAUGCUUUGUGUUCACAUACAAAGGAUUGCAAGCCUUGCAGCAGAAGAUCCAGGGAAAGAGUUUACAGUCUCACUCCUUUCUGGCUGCCUGUGUUGGAGGAUGGUUAGUGUUUGGCGAAAACAACGGCAUCAAUAGCCAGAUCAACAUGUACUUGCUGUCCAGGAUCUUGUUCGCCCUGUCUCGGCUGGCUGUAGAGAAAAGACUUAUCCCCCAGCCUAAACACGACCCCUUCCCGCUCUUCGCCACCCUGGUGUGGGGAGUGGUCUUGUGGUUGUUUGAGUAUUACCCACACACCCUCCAGCCCUCACUGCAAUCAUCCAUGACCUACCUCUACCAUGACAGCAAUGUGUGGCAUGACAUAACAGACUUCCUUGUUUAUAACAAGCCACGGAGAGCUGCUCAGAAAUGAAGCUUUAUUUUUUUCUCUGUAUAUCUCUACAAUGCAUUAAUUGCACUUUAAAAAAAAAAAAAAUUAUUAAUAUUCCAAUAUUAUUGAAUGUUGCCUUCUUUGAAUUACUGUUUGAUUAUAGGAUUUUUUUUUGUUAAUGUUUGGUUCAUUGACCACCUGUAUGUGUUUUCUUGUGUCAUGGUUCAUACUUUUUUGACUCCAAAUUUCCAGUCAAAGAAAUACACCAGCAUAUUUGCAUGUAAUUGUUACUGGACAAAAUCAGCUUUAAAUAUCGAUAUAUGUGUCCAGUAUGAUUUUCCUGGCGCAAUUGUCUGAUUUUAAUUUUUAUAAAAAUAUCACUAAAUACAACUGCUACAGAAUAAAAGGCAAAAGAUGUUUAAUGCAAUCUGUCGUGAACCCGCAAUCACACAAAAUGUCAUUAUCAUUAAUAUUAUUAUGAAGUGAAUUGGUUUAAAAAUAAAAACGAUUGUGUUCUUCUAUAUAAUAAUAGACAAAUAGUGAAAAAUUAAAAAUGGCAGCUGUUAAUACUUUGUUUGAAAAAGAGCUAUUCAAUUGUAGCGCUUGGCAUCUUUUUCUGCAAAGCAGUAUGCAGGUUAUAAUGAUGACUAUCUGAAAAAAGGCUUAUUCAGUGUUGUAGAUAAGCAUAUGACUCACAUUUUGUGUCUUCUCUUUAACGAGCUGAGUCCCUAACAAUUCUGGAACCUUUGUUAAGACAUGAUGCUCCAUCGUGCAGCACCUCCACAAGAAAUACUGGAUGUGCAUGUUUCAGUUCAUUAGUUUACUGGUGAAGGUGUGCCAUUAUUGUGUAAUAUUUAAUGGGGACUGAAUGAACGAGUUUUAGUCAAACCUGUUCCCCGUUUUUCCCUUUGUUCAAAGGCUUAAUCGUCACUUAUGCCAGUUCAACAUCUUCCCAAAUGAAUUGAGCUGAAACUCAUUACAACUGAUUGAACCAAAGGUUUUUCUUGCAGUUCUUUAAAUUUUGUCUUUAAAAAGUUGUUAUAUGAAGGCACCAGGUAGAUAGAGAGGUACGCAGAGCAACAGCCUCUCUCAUGAUACAAAGUCAGUUUUCAUUCACCAAAAAUGCAUGCCACACAAUAAACUGUACAUAUCUGACAUUUUGAACAGGUGAGUGCACCACCCCUCAAACAUGAGUUGCGUAAUUUAAAAGCUAUUUUCUUUGGGAGGCAAGUCUCAAAAUAAAUUGAAACACCAAUGUUUCCCAAGUGAACUCCCAGGAUUCUACAGAGUGAGAGAGAGAGAGAAAACAUACUCGUUGUGCAGGAGUGUGUCUGUAUUUUUAAAACUCAGAUCCAUUGUUUACCAUGUAGUAUGUAUUAUUGUAGUAUGAUGUGCAUGUUUGUCUGUAUAUUUCUAACUGAUGAGCCAGUUAUCACUAUCUGACCAAUUAACUGACCUGCAGUAUGUAAGUAGGAGCUAUAACCUUUUGCCUCGUAGACUCUGUUUCAGAAAAUCUAGUUUUAGUUGUGCGCUUUAGACAGUGUGCAACCUGUAGUUACUGAAAUAUGACUUAGUAAGCUAAGUACAGUAGGCCCCUUAACUGCAUUCGACAGUACUGUUAUUUCAGAGCCAAUUCCAUUAAUGCAUUUUUUCCAUCAUAGACAUAACACUGCUACCUACCAUGGUACCCACUGAUACGCCACGGUACCAUCUCUGAAGUACUAUUGUAGUAUACCAUGGUAUGUACCACAGUUUACAUUAGUACAUACCAUAGUAUAAUUUGUCAGGUUUACUGGUCUGACUACCCAAGAAACGAAUGUAAUCAGCUCUAGCUUCCUGUUUUCCAUUGAACUGUGUGGGUCUGAUUACUCAUAUACAGCCCGACUUACCCACGAAAAUGUACACCUGGAAUGUAGUCUACGAGGAGGAGUGUCCCAUUUUGGGGCACAUGUUUUAAAGAUACAGUUAUAAGUCCAUUUACAGUACAAAUAAGCAGGCUCAAAGCGUGCAGAAAAAAUGUGUAAAUGAGUAAAUGAAAAGAUUAAAAACUGAAAUGAAUAAAU
This is a messenger RNA of Xiphias gladius (swordfish), 2760 nucleotides long. RefSeq names its product peroxisomal membrane protein 4 (gene pxmp4). The record is from RefSeq and is a predicted model, not a curated record. NCBI's taxonomy places the organism in Eukaryota, Metazoa, Chordata, Actinopteri, Istiophoriformes, Xiphiidae. The transcript has 4 exons. Gene Ontology annotation, cellular component: peroxisomal membrane. Bases 95 to 739 code for a protein of 214 amino acids.